Fundulus heteroclitus (mummichog) is the source of this 2789-nucleotide messenger RNA. RefSeq names its product kelch-like protein 33. Gene Ontology annotation, molecular function: protein binding. Bases 125 to 2581 code for a protein of 818 amino acids. The transcript is spliced from 4 exons. NCBI's taxonomy places the organism in Eukaryota, Metazoa, Chordata, Actinopteri, Cyprinodontiformes, Fundulidae. The record is from RefSeq and is a predicted model, not a curated record.
CAGGCCUGAGUGAGGUAGAAGACAGAUAUGACCGUGGGGGAAAAACUGACGUGAUACUAACGUUUUCAUUUUAUCAAGAGGAUUUGCUGGAUGCCAUCUACAAAGUUUACAAACAAUUUUUAACAUGGAGUUUACCCGGCGCUACCUUCCAAUGGAGUGGGAGGAGAGAUGGAGGAAAGAGAAGGAGAGGAGAAAAAGAGUGAUCGAAGAGGGAGGAGAAGGGUUAGAACAAGACAACCGCGAGCUGAGGCAGAUUGUGGCUUACAACGAUUCCAGGAUGGGCCUAGCAAGUCAAGGAGAUAAGACUGACGAGCAUGAGGGGAGAAAGACUCAAACUACUGCGGGAGCUGGCGGUGGAUGUAUAGGCGACGAGGCCUUUGGAGAUUUAGGAUGUCAUGUCCACACAUACUCAAGCAGAACCUUUGCUGAGGACAUAUUCAUGGCUCUGAAAGGCCUGCAGAAUUCCUCUCUUCUUACAGAUCUGACUCUGACUACUGAGGAUGGUGGAAGCUUCAGUGUGCACUCCCUGGUCCUGGCUGCUGUCAGUGUCUUCAUUUCAGACAGACUGAAGGAACGAAACAUGGCUCAGUCGUACAAUACUCAGGGGGAAGUCCACAUGUGGUCUUUGCACAUGGGUGCUAAAGUUGACCAAGUUGGGCUUCAGGCAGUUGUUCAGUUCGCUUAUAGUGGGACUGUAUCAAUCCUAAACAAAGACAUGAUGACUCAGAUCAGGACUGCAGCUCAAGUAUUGGAGGUUAUAAGGUUGCUGGAUCUGUGCAGCAACAAAGUCACAAAAAAGGAAGAUAAGUGUUCAAAGACAGAGGAAGGCACUAUCUCUGCAGAAGUACAUCUACUUAAAACUCUUGAGUCCAUCAAAGGCUUAUGGGGAGGCAAAGUUGGAUGUGAUGUAAUUUUGGAUGUGGAUGGCAUUUGUUUCCAUGUUCACAGAAUUAUCCUGGCAAUAAGCAGUGACUACUUCCGUGGGAUGUUCACCUGUGGAAUGAGGGAAUCCUAUCAGACCCGCAUCUCGCUUCCCUUUAUUCCGGCUGGUGAAUUGGAAGCGUUGAUUCAUUGGUCCUACAACGGGACCCUUCCUCUCAGCUGGGACUCUGUUUUUGAGAUAACCUGCACUGCCCUCCAGCUUCAGUUUCAACCUGCUUACUUGCUUUGCCUCAGAUUCAUGCGAGAGGAAAUGCACAUAAACUCGUGCCUGGAUGUGGCCUCUUUUGCUGAAGCAUAUGGCUUGUCAGAGCUCCUUGAGGAAGCAAAUGACUUUGUGCUAAAGAACUUCAGAGAAGUUUCGGCAACUGCAAAGUUUCAAGACCUUUCGGCACAGAAGCUCCUCGACUUACUUCGCUGCGACGGUCUGUGCGUGCCUUCGGAGCUGACUGUAUUCCGAGCUGUAAUCACCUGGAUUCAGGCGGAUCCCGAGGAGAGGAUGGCGCAGGCUGCUUUACUGAUGAGCGGAGUUCGUUUCCCACUGAUGACUUUUCGAGAGUUCAGGGAGGUCAGAGCAGUUAACCUGCGCAUGGAGUGCUUUGCAGACAAAGAGGUGGAACUCUAUGGAUCCGCUCUCCAGGAAUUUGGCUUCAGUCAGCCAAAGUUGGAGGAUUAUUGUCGGAUCAGAAGACCCAAGGAUGUUUUGGCUGUGGUUGGGGGAGACAAGCUAGAUCCAGAUGUGGGUAAACGUCUGCCUAGCCAGGACAUUUGGUUUGCUAACUCUUUGCGCAACGGCACAGGGUUGGUGAAGGCGAUAGAGUGGAGGAGACUAGGUGAGAUUCCGGACAAGCCAAAGUUCAGACACGGUGUAGCGGUAAUGAACGGGAGGCUGUUUGUGGCUGGUGGAUGUUACUUUUAUGCAAAAGAUGAUAUAAUGAAAUCAGUCUACAGUUACAACCCCGUGAAGAACCGCUGGAAAGGUUUGGCUGACAUGCAGGAGUCAAGAAGUAACUUUUCAUUGGUGGUCCAUAAGAAGUGCCUUUAUGCCAUUGGUGGAGACACAGAGAUCAACACAAACACAGAGAGCGUUGAGAUGUAUAAACCAGACACUGAUUCCUGGAGCUAUGUCCACCCUCUGGACCAGGCUCUCAGUGGCUAUGGAGUCUCUGCCAUGAAUGGAGGCAUUUUCAUCUCCGGAGGUUUUAACUGUAAAUACGUGUGUCUGGUCUCCAUGUUCCUGUACCACCCAGAGAGAGGAAGCGUCUACCUGGCGGACAUGUCCCAUGACAGAGCCCAGCAUUGCAUGGAAGCGUUGCGAGGACGUCUGUAUGUUGCUGGCGGGGUGUGUAACAUGAGGAAGUUCUACACGGACCAACUAGCCUGUGAGGUGUAUGAUCCGGCGUCGGACUCUUGGGCUGAUUUAAUACCGCUGCCAGUACCCCAUGUCGGUGCUGCCUCUGCUGUGCUGGAGGAGAAGAUCUAUGUUCUGGGAGGAUACUGCCAGGAUGAUUACAGCGAGUCAGGACUGGUCCAUCGCUUUGACCCCGGUUUGCAGCGCUGGGAGAACAUGGGCAAACUACCGGGGGCUGUUACUGACAUUAAGGCCUGCCUUCUCCACUUGCCCCAACAUUUCAGACAUUAACCAGUCGGUCAGAAUCCUAUAGCCUUCCAGAGAAGAUCUAGUCUGACAGAGUGGAUCACAAACAUAUACAGUGGCUUGCAAACGUAUUCACUCCCUUAACUUUUUGUAUGUUGCUGCAAUUUAAUCGAUCAAUCAACCCGAAGUAGUGCAUAAUGUGAAGUAGAAGGAAAUUGAUACAUGGUUGUCAAAUAUUUAUUUGUAAAUUAGA